Rhipicephalus microplus (southern cattle tick) is the source of this 2752-nucleotide messenger RNA. RefSeq names its product tyrosine kinase Abl (gene Abi). Gene Ontology annotation, cellular component: lamellipodium; SCAR complex; actin-based cell projection. Gene Ontology annotation, biological process: neuron migration. The record is from RefSeq and is a predicted model, not a curated record. Gene Ontology annotation, molecular function: SH3 domain binding; signaling adaptor activity. NCBI's taxonomy places the organism in Eukaryota, Metazoa, Arthropoda, Arachnida, Ixodida, Ixodidae.
GGGCGAGUGCGUUGGGAAAGGACGCUAGUGGCGUCUGAUGUUGGACAGGGCGUACCCUGACUAAACUAAAGUUUGCUGGAGAGAGUUACCAAGUCUAGCCUACCAUCUGUUCAGCUGCCGGCCUCAAAUGCCAUCCGUCAUGGCCGAUCUUAUGACACUUAUCCAACACGAAAUUCCCGAUGGACGGCAAAACAUCCACGACAGCCACACCAAUCUUGAAAAAGUUGCGGAGUACUGCGAAGCCAACUACUUUCAGUCUGAGAACAAGCAUGCAGCGCUGGAGGAGACAAAGAAGUUUGCAACACAGUCUCUGGCCAGCGUCGCCUACCAGAUCAACACGCUCGCGUACAACCUGUUGCACUUACUGGACUUGCAGACAGCCCAGCUGUCGGAGAUGGAGUCGCACAUCAACCACAUAGGUCAGACAGUAAUGAUCCACAAGGAGAAGGUGGCCCGGCGUGAGAUUGGUGUGCUGACUGCAAACAAGAGCACACUUCGCCAGCACAAAAUCUUGGCCCCGGCCAGUCAAGAGCGCCCCGUCAAGUACAUUCGUCGCCCCAUUGACUACACUGUGCUGGACGAAGUGGGACACGGACUUCGCACAUCUUCAGCUGGUAACGGCGCUAACAAAGCCCGGCGCAUCCCAUCUUCUCAGGCACUGAUGAAUGCCGGACCAGCACCGACAACCAAGCCGCCAACACCCCCUCAAGCAAACCGAGGGGUCACCGUAGGGUCCCUGACCCGUGGCUCUCGAGAGUACCGCACGCCUGCGCCCCCGAUUGCCCCACCACAGGUGCCUAGCAAUUAUGCUGCCAACUACCCGCUUGGCCACCCUCGCAGAGGAAGCGGCUACUCCACACUGCCAGCUCAUGGCCACCACGGUUCAAGCCACCAGAGUGCGUUGCCACCAUCCCAGAUGACACCUCCUCCUACUCUGGCCAGUCAACCUCAAGUGGGCAUGGUGCACCCCAUGAGCCAGCAUACAAUGAGCCAUCACCACCACUCCAUGCCACACCAUACUGUAAACCACCAGAGUCACACGGGACAGCAGCAGCAGGGUGUCGUCCAGAACCCGCCGAUGCAAGUCGCGUGUUCCCAGAAUUCAAUGGUGGCCAUACCGCCAGGGAGUGUCGUCCCCCCGAUGUCCCAGAAUCCAGCCGCUCCGGGCACAAUGUCGAUGAGUGCCAGUGGGCCACCAAAUGGCCAAGGUGCCCACAUCUAUGGUUCCAACUUCAAUGGCGCAGAGUCAGCACUACGGCAGCAUGGUCUCUGCUCACCAGCCACCACCGCCAAAUGACCCCAUGACCUCAAGCCUCACAGGAUCGGCUCCCCGAGCCACCACCACCUCACAUAAUGAGUGGAGGCAUUGUGCCCACAUCAGGAGUAUGAACGUCAUGGGAAUGUGUCACCUCCGCUCCCCCCUCCACCACCUCCCGAGCCCCUGUACCCCGGUAAUUACGUUCAGCUUUCCCCACCAGCCUACGGGCACCAGCGACCGGACGCCCAGCGGGACUUGGUCCCCAAGACCUACCUGGAGAAAGUGGUUGCGAUAUACGACUACGAAGCUGACAAGGACGACGAGCUUUCCUUUUCCGAGAACUCUGUAAUCUACGUAAUCAAGAAGAAUGACGACGGCUGGUACGAAGGCGUCAUGAAUGGUGUGACGGGCCUAUUUCCAGGAAACUACGUGGAACCUUGUAUGUAAACAAGUGCAGUAGAGCAAUGUGUCACUCGAACUUGCUUCCUUCGCGUGCUGACUCGGAAAGCUGCUUGCAUCUGCUUGUUUUUGCACCUCAGGGUGAAAUUAAUUUUCUCUGUGCCGUACUUAGUCUCGAGAAAUGUUUCCAUUUUUUUGUUAACUAGCCUGCUGUAGCAUUUUGUAUUUGGUCACUUUGUUUGUAGGAAAAUAGGCACAAGUAGCAGUUAGAUGUGGAAUAGCACAAACCUUUCUUGUCUGAAUAUGAAUGGCUGAUACUUUAUUGUGAACAAACAUGUCUAAUGACUUCUAUGUAUAUACCAAGUUAUCAGUCUACUGCAAUCAAUUACUCUUAUUUGUCCUUUGUUGUCUGGAGAGCACAAUCCCCCGAAAGUGUUUCGUUCUUUAACCUGGAUUCAUGGUGGUAAUUGUCCAGUGUCGUUUCGUUACCUCCAACCCUGGUUAGUGUUAAUGAAUUCACAAAUGAGCAGUUCAAGGAAAUGAACACUAAUGAACUGUAUGGAGUGCCAAGUUGACUUUUUUUACAAAGUAGCCAAAUAGAACGUAUUCCUUUACCUUAUUGCACGUUUUGCACAGUGUUACAGCUUCUAAUGUGUGCUUUUACGGGGAAUGCAACAUGCACUGCGAGGCUACGUGGGCUUUGGCCGUUUUUUAUGAAAUGUGAGAUUUAACUGCAGUUGCAAGCCGCCUACAUUUACUGACUAGGCUGCAUCACACUGCACAGGUUUUAAGUAGCGUUUAUCAGCAUUCCAUUUUUGUGUUCUGCCUGUUUUUGGAACAAGAUUUAGUAUAGCUUCUUUUGAGUAUGCUUUUGCCAUUGCCAAUUUGUUAUUAAUUAAGCAAGAAAUCAAAUUUGUAAUCCUCCUGUACCUUCUGUGAGUCCUGGGAACAAAUGAACUGUGUGAGUGAAGAAGGGAGGAUGGGGUUGCAAGAGUCUGGCUUUUACAGCCAGUUAUUUAUUGCACUUGCUUAACCCGAUGCAAAUGUAGUGUUCUAUUUCCCUGUUACUACAAUAAACUCGUUUUUUGUAAAAUA